AAGUUAGCAGACAUUAAGAAGAAUUUGUGUACUGAAAGAAUUUAUUACACACAACGUAUGCACAAUUACUUUAUUUGUAUUCAUUUAUUUAUCAGGCUCAUAAUUCUACACGAGAGACCAGGAAGAGAAUAAAAGAAGUUCCUUUUAUGAGUGAGACGCUCAGACGUCAUCCUCACUUGGUUCCCUGUUACCGCCACAUCAGUUUUCUUCAGAAAUUUAAGCUCGUCGAAUAAUAGUUUUUCACAGCAGAGGUCAUGCGAGAGUCGAGACAGUCUUUCAAAAUGUCAGCGAGUGGAGCAGAGGGCGGGUCCAGAGGAAAGGAGUACCGGGAAUGUCAGCGGAACGGAGGCGGCGACGCUCCACGCAACCAGCUGUUGCAUUUAUAUGGAAGUAUUCCCGACGAAGGACAUGCGUUGAGUUGCUAUUGCGGAAUAACAAGGCAGAAAAUGUACACGACAGAGCGCAGGCGGAUGAGCCUGCACGAGCCGAGGAGGAAAGACCCAGUUUGGGUCUCAGCUGGAAGUUUGUGGCAGGACCCUUUGACGAUGGAAUUGAGCGCCAGCGGCUCGGGUAAACAGAUCGUCUCUCCACGGAGUCGGACCAGAGCAGUAUCUGUGGCAUACAUUGUUAAUGAGGACGCAUCAGUGCCGCAGACGGAGGAGAACUUGUCACUGAAAUGUCUGAAGGAAGCCUGCGCGGACGCACACGCCGUGUUCAAAACCAUCCCGUUUGAGAGAAUAUCCCUGGGGACCACAGAUAUCCUGGAUAGUUUCUACAAUGCAGAUGUAGCAGUGGUUGAGAUGAGUGACACUUUCUGCCAGCCUUCCCUUUUCUAUCACCUUGGAGUGAGAGAAAGUUUCAGUAUGAACAAUAACACAAUUCUCUACUGUUACAAGCAAGAUAGUGAUCUACAGGCUGUCAAGGAGCAGUGCGGAAGUUACACAUUCAUCCCUUACGUAGUGUCACCUCAGGGAAAAGUGUUCGCCUGCGAUGCCACAAUGAUGACUGGUAUCAAAGACUUGAUCCAGCCCAGUUUCCAGCUGGAGCCCCUGCUUACCCCGCUGGUGGAGAGGCUGGUGCAUCUGCUCAACAAUGUAAAUGUUCAGUCCAGUGAGUACUUCCGGGAGUCGAUCAGGCAUGAGAUUCGUAUGGCACGGGAGCGGUUCAGUGGUCAAGCCCUGAGUAAGGAGUUGAGCCGCAUCCAGAAACGCCUGGACAGCGUAGAGCUGCUCACCCCUGAUAUAGUCAUGAACCUGCUGUUGUCCUACAGGGACAUUCAGGACUACGAUGGCAUAAUCAAACUGGUGGAGACUCUAAACAACCUGCCGAUGUGUCUGGUGGCAGGACAUCAGAAUAUCAAGUUUCACUACAUAUUUGCUCUAAACAGGAGGAAUCACCCAGGAGAUCGUGCUAAGGCUUUGGAUGUGAUUCUGCCCAUUGUGGAGUCAGGGGGCAAGGUGGCGUCAGAUGUCUACUGCCUCUGUGGACGCAUCUUCAAAGACAUGUUCAUAAGCUCUGGGUUCACUGACCACAGCAGCAGAGACCAAGCCUGCUAUUGGUAUGGAAAAGCUUUUGAGACAGAGCCAACUCUUCACUCGGGCAUCAACAAUGUUGUCCUUCUGAUGGCAGCCGGCCAUGAAUUUGAUACAUCCAUUGAGUUGCGAAAAAUAGGUGUGACCCUAAGCUCCCUGCUUGGUAGGAAGGGCAGCUUGGAGAAGAUGAAGGACUACUGGGAUGUAGGCUUCUACCUGGGAGCUAACAUCCUCGCUAACGAACACAGGAAAGUCAUAGAGGCCUCUGAGAAACUCUACAGGCUCAAGGCCCCGAUCUGGUAUGUGGCAUCCAUUAUGGAGACAUACAUCCUGUACCGUCAAUUUUCCAAACCACCUGAAGUGAGAUCCCCUAAACAGGACACUAUGGACUUGUGGAUGGAGCUGCUUUUGCAGGCCUGUAAACCCACCGUCUCCACAGACCGCUGCCCAGUGCUCGUCCUGGAGCCCAGCAAAGUCCUUCAGCCAGCUAUAGUGUGUGUGAGUGAGGAGGAUGAAAGUCGCACUGUCCAGUUGAAACACGUCACACCCUUAAAGAAAGGCUUACACCAGUGGACUUUCCCAGCCUCUGCAAUUCGAGGAGUGAGUGCUUCAAAGAUUGAUGAGCGGAGCUGCUUCCUGUAUGUCCACUACAACUCAGAUGACUUCCAGCUGUGCUUUCCCUCUGAGCUUCAUUGUCAUGGUUUCUGUGAGCUGGUGAACUCUCUGCUUCAGCAGGCUGAAGCUCCUGCUCAGGACCUAGACCAUCUAACCGAGGGAAUACUAGAGUACAUCUAUGAGACCAAUGAGAAUGGCGACAAGGUGAUUCUGGGUAAAGGGACGUACGGCGUGGUGUACGCUGGGAGGGACCUGAGCAACCAAGUACGCAUCGCCAUCAAGGAGAUCCCUGAGAAAGACAGCACGUAUUCCCAGCCCCUCCACGAGGAGAUAGCUUUGCACAAGAGGCUGAAGCACAGGAAUAUCGUCCAGUACCUGGGCUCUCUAAGUCAGGAAGGUUUCAUCAAGAUCUUCAUGGAAGAAGUACCAGGAGGAAGUUUGUCAUCUCUCCUGCGCUCCAAAUGGGGUCCUCUGAAAGACAAUGAGGCCACUAUCAUCUUUUACACAAAACAGAUCCUUGAGGGGCUCAAAUACCUUCAUGACAACCAGAUAGUUCACCGAGACAUAAAGGGUGACAAUGUCCUGAUCAACACUUAUAGUGGAGUAUUAAAGAUCUCUGACUUUGGAACCUCCAAACGGUUAGCAGGGAUCAACCCCUGCACUGAGACAUUUGCUGGAACUCUCCAGUACAUGGCCCCAGAGAUUAUAGACCAGGGGCCUCGGGGUUAUGGGAAGCCGGCUGAUAUCUGGUCCCUUGGGUGCACUAUUAUAGAAAUGGCAACAGGCAAAACACCCUUCCAUGAGCUGGGAAGUCCUCAGGCAGCUAUGUUCAAGGUGGGCAUGUUCAAGAUCCACCCCAAGGUUCCCGAGUGCAUGUCAGGCGAGGCGAAGGGCUUCAUCAUGAACUGUUUCGUGCCGAACCCAGACGACAGAGCCACAGCCACAGAGCUGCUGGUGGACACGUUCCUCAGGUCAUCUCCCAGAAAGAGGGCCAAGGCUCUGCAGGAAUCAGAAGCUAUCGACCUUUCUGCUACUAACUAUCAACGCAGCUUGUCUGUACCAAUCUCUGUCCUUGUGGAGGACACUGAUUCAUACUCGGAUUCAAUUGACCUGUCCUGUUCCCUGGACCUAAGGAGGCCCCAGUCCACCCUCAUAGCAGAUGACAUCUCAGAAAGCCCACCUAGCACCAGCAGCUUCCUGCCACUACCUGAGGACUCUCUAUCAGACAUGAGCAGUCCAGCCUCCACAGAGGAGAAUAUUGGUCUUUUCAUGCUGAGGAAGGACAGUGAGAGGAGAGCCACCCUGCAUCGAGUGCUCACUGACUACAUCAGUCAUGUUGUCUCUAAUAUACAGGAAUCUGUGCCUCAGCAUGGCGUGGGACCAUCACUCACUGCAGACCACAUUACCAAACUCAUUAGCUGCCUGCGAGACAACAUCCGCUCCCCUGACAGGAAGCAGCUGACCAGUAGCCUGCUGGACCUUCGAGCGGCGCUGCUUGCUACUGCAGUUCCUCUGAGUAGCCUGCAGGCGGUGCUGUUCAGCUUCCAAGAUGCGGUGAAAAAGGUGUUGAGGCAACAGCAGGUGAAACCUCAUUGGAUGUUUGCUCUAGACAAUCUGCUGAGGCAGGCGGUACAAGAUGCCAUCACAGUGCUUCUCCCAGAACUGAAACUCCAGCUGCAGUCCUCAUUUGAGAUUGAGGACAGCAUUCCCGAGGAGUCUGCUGACCCAGACACUCCUGUAAUUAUUGUCCCCGACCAGCUGAUGGAGCUAGCAGACACACAGCAUCCAGGGUUCAUGAAUGAGCUCCUGGCUACAGCCAGCCCUAGCCCCCCCACAGAUUUAGUCCACAACACCAACUGUCCACUCAGUGAGAAACUGAAAGACCUUCGACUAGAAACCAGAAGACUGCUGAGUCAGCUGAGCGAGAAGGAGAGAGAGUACCAGGAGCUACUGAGGAAAUCUGUCCAGAGGAAACAGGAACAAAUUGAUGCACUGAGAAACACAGCAGACACUGAAGAUGGUGGGCUGGAUUCACAGAAAAGCUCUAAUCCAGAUGUGAAGGUUAUGGUGCACUGGCUCGAGGCUAUCCCUGUAGACCAAAAUACAAUCAAUAAGUUGCUCUGUCAUGACUUCACCUUGGACUGCCUCCUCUACAUAGCCUGCAGGGAUGACUUGAUGUACUGUGGAUUAAGAGGAGGUAUGCUGUGUCGAAUCUGGGCAGCUAUCACAGCUCACAGGAAGACCCAGUUCAGCAAGCACACUGAGGACAGCGAGGACACUCUUCUUUAAUGGCUGCUGAUGUUGUACAUCAAAGGACAGAUUUAUUGACAGGCUGGUCCUGUAUCAUCUGGAGGAUGAGCGGUAGUGGUGAACAUAACUGACUUUGCAGGGGACUGAUGUAAAGCAGGAUAGAUAGCUACUUUCUUGAACUGUGAAUGUAUUUUUUUUUAAGAUAAGAUAUCUUUUUAUGAUAAGAAAAGAUACUGACCAUUUCUUCCAGUUUUUGAGCGUGUAAAGUAGAAUGCAAUAAUUUUCACUUUGAGGCUAGGUCUUGUCAGCAUUAUUUUUUUUUACAUCUUCUCAGGGCUUUGGCAAGUGGGACUAUAAUUAUUGCCUAGUUGAAUAUUGAUUUGUCUGCAAACAAGAAAGUGUGUUCUGAUGAUGCUGUUUUGAGCAGGACCUAAUUUAUUAAGAGUAUACCUUAUUUAAGAUGAAUGUCUCUGCAUUCUAGGGAGGAAAAUUUGGAUUAUUUGUACUGUAUAUAUUGUUCUUAUUCAAAUAAUAAACAAACAUUGAAUCCCUCA
Messenger RNA from Thunnus maccoyii (southern bluefin tuna), 4951 nucleotides. Its product is annotated as mitogen-activated protein kinase kinase kinase 5. Bases 255 to 4436 code for a protein of 1393 amino acids. Gene Ontology annotation, biological process: cellular response to stress; MAPK cascade; protein phosphorylation. The record is from RefSeq and is a predicted model, not a curated record. Gene Ontology annotation, molecular function: ATP binding; MAP kinase kinase kinase activity. NCBI's taxonomy places the organism in Eukaryota, Metazoa, Chordata, Actinopteri, Scombriformes, Scombridae. The transcript has 28 exons.